Molecule: messenger RNA, 5579 nt
Organism: Lingula anatina
Lineage: Eukaryota; Metazoa; Brachiopoda; Lingulata; Lingulida; Lingulidae
Product: nitric oxide synthase, salivary gland
Biological process (GO): nitric oxide biosynthetic process
Molecular function (GO): FMN binding; nitric-oxide synthase activity; protein binding
Source: RefSeq, a predicted model, not a curated record
GAAUACUGUUGAAAACCCACACCAGCAACAAUCGAGUUUGUAGCCGAAUAGAAACACCUAUUUUUGAACGUGCCUAGCUGUUCUUUCCGUCGGAGCAGACAUUCUAUGAAUCACGCGGUGCCAUCUGGCAUCAUAGCUGAUUCCUUUUAAACCGUCUCUAAGACGAAAUUUAACAACACAUUUUUUAGCCAAGGAUCUUGGGAGUAAAAUGACCUCUCCAAUCAACCUCGGCACUGCUCAAGUCGAUUUAGUCAAGGAUCCGCGCACCGGGUUCGGCGCUAUAGUUCGCUCCACCAGCCAGAAGCCCGGCCUAGAGGUGAGCGGCCUCCUCAAGGGAGGGGCUGCCGACAACAGCGGAAAGGUCCAGCUGGGGGACACCAUCACGUCCAUCCAGGGGGUCGAUAUCACACACCUACAGUACUCUGCCGCCGUGGACGUGCUCCAGAAGUUCCCCAUUAACAAACCGCUGCGGCUGACAAUGAAUAAAUAUGCCGGGCUGGGUUCUGAAGAAGAACCGAAAGCCGUUGCGAUCAGAACGCCCAUCGGACAGCAUUCCCCAUUGAGACGCUUGUCAGCCGGCAUCAAUAUGAGAAGCCCCUCUCAUUUGGCCAUAAGGCGGGAUUUAAGUAUUCAAGUUCUCCCGGAUCAAGAAAACAGGCAGCAGAGAGACAGUGACUCAGUAACUCCAGAUUUCGAGGUGGGCGCAGCCAAAGAGAGAGGGACCUUUUUACAGAGGUUUUCUGUAUUGGAAUCGUUUCGGAAAAUUUCGGAGAGGGUUCAGUCGGUGGUUUUCGGCUCGUCGCGUUGCCAGAGAACCGCUCGGGCAUGCGACUGCUCAUUUAAGACGUGCAUGAAGUCCAAGGAUACCGACUCAACCACGGGCCAGGAACUGUCUCUUGUUCAACUCGAACAGAACGGCGUUGAAAAGGGCAAUCCGAAGUCGACUCACUCAGCACAUGGUGUUGUUCCACACACUAACAUCAACAGUGCGGUGAGCCAAAACUCGUGUAGCUCGAAACCUCGUGAUACUCGACCCGAGGCGAGGCCACUCUGCACGAGGCAACCUCUAGACGCUCUGGGCACCGUCGUGGAAGAGGGACGCGGUCUUCCGCCUAACGACGCCCCUGGGAACGCUGCGGUAGCCCUGGAGAGUGAAGUCAGAAUGGCUGAUGAGGACGGCAGGAUAAAAAACGGCCGCUCUAGGAAGAUGUCCAACUCGAGUGAGGUGAAUGGUCACGCGGGCUCAUGUCCAGUUAUCCGACCACCAGUUCCGGUCACUUUGCUCAAUAUCGCCACAGGGGUGAGCACAGAGGACACGCUGCACCAGCAGGCAGUGCAGCGCGGGGUUGACUGCUCCUCUGAAAAGUGUCAUGGCUCCAGCAUGUUUCCCAAGAGAUCGAUGCGCCUAGGCACCGAACCACGUGACCUCGCGGAAGUGAAGCGACAAGCUUCCGAGCUUGUAGACUUGUAUUAUGCCUCCAUUAAAAGAACCAACACUCCAGCACAUAAAGCAAGGCGUGACGAGGUCAUGGCGUCAUUAGAUAACACAGGGACCUAUGAGUUGACCUCGCAAGAACUGACAUUUGGCGCAAAAACUGCCUGGAGAAACGCCCCGCGCUGCAUAGGCAGGAUACAGUGGUCUAAGCUCCAGGUGUUUGACGCCCGUCAUGUGCGCACUACCACCGGAAUGUACCAGUCUAUAUGCGAUCACAUACGAUAUGGGACAAAUAACGGCGUGAUACGAUCAGCAAUAACGAUCUUUCCCCCUCGUACAGACGGUUGCCAUGACUUCCGUGUCUGGAACCCUCUUCUGAUUGGUUAUGCCUGUUACAAACAACCAGAUGGCAGUGUUAUCGGAGACCCGGCGAACGCAGCCAUUACAGAGGUCUGUAUGAAACUGGGAUGGAAGGGGAAAGGGGGGCGUUUUGAUGUCUUACCCUUGGUCCUGUCUGCUAAUGGAGAAGAUCCGGAAUUGUUUGAAAUCCCGGAAGACCUGAUACUGCAGGUUAAGUUAACUCACCCAAAAUACCCUUGGUUUGCCGAGCUCGGGCUCCAGUGGUUUGCCCUCCCUGCGGUGGCCAGCCUCAUGUUUGACUGUGGAGGGAUAGAGUUCACGGCCUGCCCCUUCAACGGCUGGUACAUGGGCACAGAGAUAGCCACACGUGACCUGUGUGACCAGUCCAGGUAUAACAUUAUUAAGGAAGUAGCUGACAGAAUGUGUCUUCACACCGGUACUCCUGUGACACUGUGGAAAGACCAGGCAUUGGUCGAAGUGAACAUCGCUGUACUUCAUAGCUUUCAGGAGGCAGGCGUCACCAUCGUAGACCACCACACGGCCGCAGAGACGUUCAUGCACCACAUGAGGCGAGAAGUGGCGACCCGGGGGGGCUGCCCUGGGGAUUGGGUGUGGAUCGUACCCCCUAUGAGCGGAAGUCUGACACCCGUGUUUCACCAGGAGAUGGUGUGUUAUAAACUUCGACCUUCGUACGAAUACCAGGAGGCCCCGUGGAUUACACACAAGUGGAAAAACCGACAGAUAGCCCAAGUAGAGAGAAAAUCGAAGGAGAAGAAGGAAAAGAAGAAAAUUAGAUUUAGGGACAUUGCCAGAGCUAUUCGAUUUACAUCUAACAUGAUGACGACGGCGUUAACCCGACGCAUCAAGUGCACAGUGCUGUUUGCCACGGAGACCGGCAAGUCAGAGAUCUUUGCUCGCUCGCUUUCUGGUAUUUUCAACAAGGCGUUUGACACAAGGCUGGUCUGUAUGGAGGACUACGACGUGGUGGAGCUGGAGCACGAAACACUGCUGCUGAUAGUGACCAGUACCUUUGGUAGCGGAGACCCGCCUGACAACGGCAAGACGUUCGCUGAAGCUUUGGACGGGAUGGUGCGUUCACUCCCAGAAGAAAUGUUCAGGACGGGCGAGAAUGUCAAGAAAAUAACGCAUAGCCAAAGCAUUCAAGAUAUCGGAGGAGCUCUUCCUUUAGAAAAUAUAAGGUUCUCUGUGUUUGCCCUUGGGUCCCGGGCAUAUCCGGACUACUGCGGGUUUGGUCACUACCUGGAUGGGAUCCUGUACCAGCUGGGGGGUGAGAGGGUGUUAAAGAUGGCAGACGGGGACGCGCUCUGUGGGCAGGAUGACGCCUUUAGACAGUGGAGUAACCAGGUGUUGCAGGCAUCUUGCCAGCAGUUCUGUAUUGAUGAUGGAUUGUACAAAGAGGUCACCCAAUCCUCUGACCUUCAGGGUCAUUCGUGGCAGGAGGGAGUGUUCCGCCUAGUGACGUCAGAGGGGCUAGACAGCCCGGAUGCAGAUGGAGAACUUUGCAAAGGUCUGUCUGCUAUACACGGUAAGACCCUUGCCCCGUAUAGAAUCACAGAGAGGCGGAAUUUACAAGGAAAUAAUUCUGGGCGGAGAACACUAUUUUUGAGACUGCAGUCAGACAAAGAUCACGUGAUCACCCACGUUCCUGGUGACCAUUUGUCUGUUUCUCCGGCGAAUUCAGAAAGCACGGUCAACGAGAUACUGGCUCGUCUUGACGACUGCCCUGACCCCGAUCGGACAGUGGCUGUAGAAGAGUUUAAACCUUGUAGUGAACCUUGGGGUCCUAUUGGGAAAUGGGUCAGAUACAAGCGUCUGCCACCUUGCAGCGUUCGGACUGCGAUCACGUGGUACCUUGACGUCACGACCCCGCCAGUGCCAAAGCUACUUGCCAACCUGUCUUGUUUUGCGACGGAUGCAUCUGAAAAGGCCAAGCUAGAGGAAUUAGCCAAGGAUGAAAACGCCUAUGACGACUGGAAACAUGAGACAGCUCCAACCAUUCCAUAUAUACUCCAGAAAUUUCCCAGCAUUCGCUUGCCUGCUUCCUUUCUGCUGACGCAACUUCCGCUUUUGAUGCCGAGGUUUUACAGCAUCAGUUCCUCUCCAGAACUCCACAAAGGCGAAGUGCACCUGACAGUAGCCGUGGUUGAGUACAGGACCAAGGGUGGCGCUGUGAGGAAGGGCGUGUGCUCCUCGUGGUUCGAUACAAUGGCCAUCGGCUGUGUGGUCCCCGCAUAUGUGAGACCUGCUCCACGGUUCCACCUCCCCGCAGAUAGAUCUUUACCGGUUAUAAUGGUUGGACCCGGAACUGGAAUAGCACCAUUUCGGGGCUUCUGGCAGCAACGAUAUGUAGAGAGGCAAAGGGAUAAUUCCAAUAAUUUUGGAGACAUGCAUUUAUAUUUUGGGUGUCGCCAAAAGUCCCACGACAAGUUAUACCACGAGGAAAUUAGUCGCAUGAGGUUAGGUGGUGCGUUAAGUAAGGCUUUUGUAGCUCUGUCACGAGAACCCGGUAUACCAAAGAUGUACGUUCAAGACUUGCUUCGUGAGAACAAAGCCGAAGUUUACAGGGACAUCGUGGAGAAAGGUGGCCAUUUCUACGUUUGCGGUGAUAUCUCCAUGGCAGCUGACGUGAAUCGCACAAUCAAGACAAUCCUGAUCGAGAGUGGGAUGACAGAGGAUGAUGCAGUCAGUUACCUGAAACAAAUGUCUAGAAACGGUCGAUAUCACGAAGACAUAUUCGGUGUGACGUUGCGUACAUCGGAGGUGACGGCAAUCAAACGGCAGAUUUCCUUGCAGAUUUUGAGGACGCCGUCAGACGCGUCCAGCACUUCCAGCCUAAUGGACAUACCGGAAGUAUAGGUGUAGGCCCUAUAUCGUUUACCGCAACGUCGGGCCUUAGCUUAUUUGGGUGAAAAUCGUUGUGGUGUGGCAGGUGUGAAUCAAUUCUUUAGAACAAGUGUAAAGGGGUUCUGAAACAAAGACUCCCUCCACUGAUACAUUGUACGUUUUUGAUAGGUCAGAGAUAUAGGGCGACAUCCGGGCAACCACAAUAGAGGUACUUAAUUGUGUCGCAUGGGACUUUUGCAUUAGAUUGUAGGUUUAUCUGUAUUGAACUCAGGCAAGAUUAUAUGAUCAGAGAGAGAGAUGCAAAAGACAUGUUUUAUUCUGCUGUAUUUCAGAUCUGAUUCAAUUUAUUCAAUGCAAGGAGGACGUUUUCUUGUUUGAAUUGAUGAAUUAUUUUGUGAUUGGUUGCCGUGAAAAUAUACCCAAAAAUGCUCUAAGAAAGAAAUUUAAUUGCGAGAUAAUACACAUAAUUGCUGAAUGGCUGUAGGCAAGACUAUGAUAAGGCAUGACGCAUUGAUCAAAUGCUUUGAAUGAACAAAAAUCUUCAAUUCAUGGGCAUUUGGCAUCAGGGUGAUCUAGAGUAUCCAAAGGCACAAUCAAAUCCUUUCUAAUGGGAUAUUUCGAGCUAAAUUUUGCUUCUGUGCCUUUAAGAACCCUGGAGGUGUGUAGGCACACGUUCUGGUACUUGGCUGUUCACAUUGGUUUGAUGCAUUUUCUUUUAUAUUCUGAAUGUUAAAUGUUUUGACCAAGAAUCGUAAGAGUGAUCUACUAGUAUAUUCAGAUAGAGUGCAACACCGAUAAUUUGCUGCUUAUUUUGCAUGAAACAACAAGCUUGAGGAUUUUUUAUAGCCGAUCAAAUGAAACCAGGCCCGUAGCCAGGGGGGUUCGGGGGUUCAAAAGAACCGCUCCUUUUGGUGGAAAA